Tetrahymena thermophila SB210 is the source of this 1422-nucleotide messenger RNA. RefSeq names its product peptidase M16 inactive domain protein. The transcript has 8 exons. Lineage: Eukaryota; Ciliophora; Oligohymenophorea; Hymenostomatida; Tetrahymenidae. Gene Ontology annotation, molecular function: metal ion binding; metalloendopeptidase activity. Gene Ontology annotation, biological process: proteolysis. Gene Ontology annotation, cellular component: mitochondrion. The record is from RefSeq and is a predicted model, not a curated record.
AUGAUUAUUAGUAGAGCAAACAAAACUGUAAACUAACUUAUAUUUAAAUAAGCAAGGUCUCUCAGCUUUGAAAAGACAAAGCACUUUAAAAUAGGAGAAAUACCUGAGAGCUUAAAAUAUGACAGACCAUAUAAGGAAACUAUUUUGGACAAUGGUAUUAAAGUGUGUAGUGAAAUAUGGCCAUCUCCUUUAUGCACAGUUGCUGCUUUUAUUAAAUGUGGUAGCAGAAGUGAGUCAGAAGAGACUUCAGGUACUGCUCACUUUUUGGAACAUCUUCAUUUCAAAGGAACUAAAAAGAGAAGUAGAUAAUCAUUAGAAUUAGAAAUUGAAAAUCAUGGUGGCUAAUUAAAUGCAUACACUUCUAGAGAAAACACUUGUUACACUAUGAAUUUAUUUAAGAAUAAGCUUCCUUGGGGAGUUGAACUUCUUUCUGACAUAUUGACUUAAUCUGAAUAUUCAAUUUUUGCUCUUAAUAAUGAAAGAAAUACAAUCCACACAGAAUUGAUUGAGACCUAAAAGCAAUCAAUGGAAACAACUAUUGAAAUAUCUCAUAGAGGCGCAUACAAAGGACAUUAAAUGGGUCUUCCUAUUUUAGGCAAGAUUAGCAAUAUUAUGAAAAUUACAAGAGAUAUGAUUGUUGAUUAUCAUCAAACAAAUUAUUAUGGAGAAAAUUUAAUUGUUAUAGGCUGUGGUGAUCACAAGCAUGAAGAUUUAGUUGAUUUAGUAGCAAAUCAUUUUAAUAAAGUUCCCAGAAAAUCUCCAAAUCCUAUUUAAAAUUUAAAUAAUUUUUCUAAGCCACAAUUCUGUAAUGAAUUCAACUUAGUUUAAUCUGAUAUACAUCCUGAUCAUUUGAAUAUUUCUUUCUUACAAGAAGCUCCAUCAUGGACUGAUCCUGAUUAUUUUGCUUUCUUGCUCAUUUAAAGAAUUAUUGGAGAUAAGCCAGAGUCUCCUCUUGACCUUGAAAUCACUAACUAUUCAGAGUUGAACAGCUUUUAAAAGGAGCUUAAUAUAUUCCCCAAUAUCUAAGUUCAAAAAGGAGUGUAUACUCCCUAUGCAGAUACUGCUUUAUAUGGCAAUUACUAUUUUGGAAAUAAAAAUUGCUUGAAAGAAGCUUAUCAUUUCUAAUAAAAUUGUUGGGAUGCUUUAUUAGAGAAUUUAAAUGACAUUUAAAUAGAAAGAGCAAAAAAGAAAUUGUACAUAGAAUUAUUCAACCACGAAACUGGAAAUGAUAUCUCCUAAGCUAUAGGAAAUCAUAUAUUAUAUUUAAAUAGAAGAAUAUUUAGAUCUGAAAUAGCAUAUAGAAUUGCUAAUUUAUCAAAAUAAGACAUAGCUAAAACACUUCAAAAGUGGUGCAUAUAAAAGCCAUAUUCCAUCACUGUUUGGGGAGAUACAUAAGAUUUAGAAAAAUAAAUUUAAAGUUGA